Topomyia yanbarensis is the source of this 827-nucleotide messenger RNA. RefSeq names its product peptidyl-prolyl cis-trans isomerase 5. The coding region runs from base 121 to 726 and encodes 201 amino acids. The transcript is spliced from 3 exons. Gene Ontology annotation, biological process: protein folding; protein peptidyl-prolyl isomerization. Gene Ontology annotation, cellular component: intracellular membrane-bounded organelle. Gene Ontology annotation, molecular function: peptidyl-prolyl cis-trans isomerase activity. The record is from RefSeq and is a predicted model, not a curated record. Lineage: Eukaryota; Metazoa; Arthropoda; Insecta; Diptera; Culicidae.
AAGCUAAUCAAUCCAGCGCUAGGUUUCAUCGGGAGAGGUUGGAAUUCGGCUUUCGUUUCUCGGUUUUUAGUUUUAUUUUUCUUUCACUUAGAACAAUUUUAGUCAAUCAGUGCAAAAAAAAUGAAACUGUUCAUUGUGCUCAGUGCACUACUCGUCGCUGCAUUCGCUCAGGAUGGACCUAAAGUCACGGAUAAGGUCUUUUUCGACAUCACCAUCGGCGGUAAACCGGAGGGACGCAUUGUGAUUGGACUGUUUGGCGGAACCGUUCCGAAAACUGCGAAAAACUUCAAAGAACUAGCGGAAAAUACGGUUGUGGGCGAAGGCUACAAAGGAAGCAAAUUCCACCGCGUGAUCCGCGACUUCAUGAUCCAGGGUGGCGAUUUCACCCGUGGCGACGGAACCGGUGGACGCUCGAUCUACGGCGAACGGUUCGCCGAUGAGAACUUCAAGCUGAAGCACUACGGCGCUGGAUGGCUGUCGAUGGCUAACGCCGGCAAGGACACCAACGGUUCGCAGUUCUUCAUCACCGUGAAGCAAACCAGCUGGCUCGAUGGACGUCAUGUUGUGUUCGGCAAGGUGUUGGAGGGAAUGAGUGUGGUGCGGAAGAUCGAAAACACAAGCACCGACGGGCGGGACCGUCCGUCCCAGGACGUUGAAAUCGCCGAUUCGGGCUCACUGCCCGUCGAUGCACCGUUCUCGGUGGAGAAGAGCGAUGCUCGCGAUUAAUGCCAUGCAGCUUUGUUUGCUACUUCCAGGAGAGUGCAUUUAAUGUGAUUAAAGAAAUAAUGAGAAAGAGAGAGAGCAAUGAAGAAAUACGAUUUUAAAAA